UUGGUGGAAGAUGCAGUGAUGAUGAAGCCUCUGGCACUGUUUGCUGCUUCAACGGAAAAUCCGUUCAACGAGAACUAUUUCGCCAUUUUCGAAUUAAGCAAGUUGCCAUUGGCUACGUGGGAUACUGACGCUGCGUGGAAACAAAUAAUGUACAGCACUUUUAAUGGUGGAACUCAUUUACGAUCUAUUGCAGUGACUGUGAUCCACAUCAACGCAACAUUGCCGGAAGGGAGCACAUUAGCGGGCAAAACAUAUGCAGAAGUUGCAUCGGUACUAGAAGGCAGCCGAUGGACGGUUGUUGGAAGGAUAGGAGUUCAACGGGAGGCGUUCCACAUGGAUUUGAAUCGUGUCAAGCGUGAGGAAAUUUCCGGCAUGAUAUACGUUACGGGCAUCAAUAAUCCGCUCAGGGUUAGCGCAAAAACCCGUUCUGAGGAAGUGAUCGAGGUGCGGUCAUUCAAUCUCGUGAAAGUCACCGUGAUGUUGUUUGUCCCCAUUGGGAAUCAAAAACUCUCUGCAGGUGAUCUGCCCGCUGUUGGCUCAGUUGAAUACAACAAUGUUUUGGAGUUUGCCAGCAUCUACUUACGAGAGGACCUUUUGGGUGAGCUUGGACUGGACUCGUCGGUGCUUUGGGCAGAAUGUGAUAGCUUGAGGGCUUAUGGUCGAUUCGUGAUAGCCCGAGGUACGGCACACUUUAACACAGUGCGCUUAACGGCCACUCAUGCGGAUUUGGAACGCGAGCAUUUGGUUGAGUCCUUUAACAGAAAGUUCAAGCCCACAAAUUUGCUGAUUCUCAAA
Molecule: messenger RNA, 795 nt
Organism: Opisthorchis viverrini
Lineage: Eukaryota; Metazoa; Platyhelminthes; Trematoda; Opisthorchiida; Opisthorchiidae
Exons: 5
Source: RefSeq, a predicted model, not a curated record